This is a messenger RNA of Drosophila biarmipes, 302 nucleotides long. RefSeq names its product amblin-like. The transcript has 2 exons. Gene Ontology annotation, molecular function: serine-type endopeptidase inhibitor activity. The record is from RefSeq and is a predicted model, not a curated record. Bases 12 to 302 code for a protein of 96 amino acids. Lineage: Eukaryota; Metazoa; Arthropoda; Insecta; Diptera; Drosophilidae.
UUCCUGCUAAGAUGCGGAACGUCACAUUAAUUUUCGUUGCCGUUGUUAUGGCAUUGUACCUCGCAGUAGAUGUGACUGGAGUCGUGAGAUGCAAGGGAAAACCUGCGUCCCCAAAGUGUAUUGGAAACCUCGAUGGCGGUAAUAACCGCAGAAGGAGGUGCAAGGACUCGGCCAAUAAGGAUAUGUGGCAUUAUAAUGCAGUGACCAGAAACUGCACUAAAUUUAAAUACCUUGGCUGCGGCGGUAAUGAUAAUCGCUGGUGCUCACAAGUGCUGUGCGAGGCCUGCCGACCAAGAGUAUAA